Molecule: messenger RNA, 1749 nt
Organism: Huiozyma naganishii CBS 8797
Lineage: Eukaryota; Fungi; Ascomycota; Saccharomycetes; Saccharomycetales; Saccharomycetaceae
Gene: GLG1
Product: glycogenin glucosyltransferase GLG1
Exons: 1
Coding region: 1-1749 (582 amino acids)
Cellular component (GO): cytoplasm
Molecular function (GO): glycosyltransferase activity
Source: RefSeq, a predicted model, not a curated record
AUGGUGAAGAAUCAUAUUGCCAUUGCAACACUUUUGUACUCGCCAGACUAUUUGCCCGGUGUACUGACGCUAGGUUACAGACUGAACACCAUUUUGCAAGAAGCUGUUGACUUCCCCAAAGUUUCAACAUGUUUGUUCGUCACGGAAGCGGUGUAUAACGACGCGCUGACGGACUUGUCCAGGAAUAUCCUACACUCGCUCUAUGAUGACGUUGUACACAUCAAGCACUUGGAUGGCAACUCAGAGAUCAUCGCUAAUAAUGACUAUAACUUGCAGUUGCUGAAGAGACCAGAGCUGGCUUACGCACUCAUUAAGGCGAGACUGUGGGAACAGAUACAGUAUGGCCAAAUAUUGUACUUGGAUGCAGACACACUCCCACUCAACGCGGGGCUUUUGGAUGUUUUCACUUUGACUGACGACCAAACGGCAUUGGAGAUUGGCGCAUCCCCGGAUAUCGGCUGGCCUGAUAUGUUUAACAGUGGUGUGAUGACAAUCGUCCCGCACGAGACUGUAGCCAAGGAUUUGCAGAAAUUUAUUUUAUCGGAGACUUCUAUUGAUGGGGCCGAUCAAGGUAUACUAAAUCAGUAUUUCAACAGAAACUGCAGGGAUUGGAAGAGGGAACCUAAUAACCCAAGGCAGUGGAUAGUGCUGCCCUUCCUUUACAAUGUAACAACACCAAACGUAGGUUAUCAAUGCCCACCGGCUAUGAGAUACUUCAAGAACCAGAUCAAAUUGAUCCAUUUCAUCGGUAAGAGCAAGCCUUGGAAGGCACUGACGAAUAAAACUUUUGUUUCAAACGAAUACACUAACUGGUGGUUCUCAAUCUAUAACGAGAUGUGUACGAAGUACACUAUUGGGAACUGCUUCAGUGCUGUACAAGAAAGACCCGGGGAGGAACAGUGCCCUCAACCGGAGGAAGAAUAUUACGAACAAGAUGAAAUCCCACAGCAGUACAGUUCACCUGUAAAAGCAACCGAUGACGGCGAUAAACAUGAACCAGAAUGUGCUCAGGAAAUGGAAGGGAAACCAUUUGUGGAGGAAGAGAGUAGAAGCGAGGAAGAAAAACCACGUACGCCGGUAUUUAUACCUUUGGAUUUCAAAGAAUGGCUAACGACGUUCAUCAAGAAGGAAGAUUUUGGCACUUCAGAGGAGCAGCACGUCACACCACCAGAUGCCACUGAAACACACCAUUUGGAGCAAGAUAUUCAAGCCUUGUCACUGGAUGAGUCAACGCAAGAAGAACCAUGCAUAGAAGAGGACAAACCAGCACAGUCGCAUGAACAGGCACAUAAAACGGAGGACACAUCUGCUGGAGAAGCGACACAGGACCAGCCAGAUCAAACAAUGGAAGAAGCGACACAGGACCAGCCAGAUCAAACAAUGGAAGAAGCAACACCCGAGGCUACCAAGGAACCAGUAACUCAUUCAAACUUCAGAUUUGACUGGGAAAGUUCAAAGUACUUGAAGAAAGUGGAAAGGAUAUUCCCAGAUGAUAUCUUCGAAUACGAAGUUGAUGAAGCCGAACAUGUACCUGAACCAAAACAUGUCACUAUAAGCGAUGACAACCUAAAUGACUGCCUCGAUGAGGAAAUUGCCGACUACUGUCUGCGAGAUUACAUAGACAUCGGGCACGAUGAAGACAACUCGGAAGAACAACACAAACGCAAAUUGGUUGAGCCGGGUGCGAUACAUGAUAAAAAGGACGUAGAGGAACAGGUACUAGAGGAGAAACAAAGUAGAUUCCAGUAA